AUGCUGCACUUAAGGCUAUUCGAUAGCUCACUCUACUACACGCUGGCCUCCGCCUCCGAAUCCUCGGGACUCGUGUCCUCCACCUCCACAUCCACAUCCACCUCCAGCUCCACCUUCACAUCCACAUCCACGGAAAGGUCGUUCAAUGGCACCCAGGAGGCGGGGGGCGUGGCCGUGGGCGGCGAGUACCUACCGCCCACCGAUGUGGCGGCAGUUAAUCUGACAUAUUUCACACCUGCGAUAUCACACGUGAUGCUGGCGCCAACAACGAUAGCAACCACUACAGCCUCGGCCACAAUGGUCCAGAUCCAGACGACAGCGGCGCCAAGUCACGACUUGGAGACGGGCGGCAACUCCACAUCCAGCGACCCCAACGAAUUUGACAAUUUAAAUUCGUUCUACUUUUAUGAGACCGAGCAGUUUGCAGUGCUCUGGAUCCUGUUUACCGUCAUCGUCCUGGGCAAUUCUGCCGUUCUCUUUGUGAUGUUCAUCAACAAGAAUCGCAAGUCGCGCAUGAACUACUUCAUCAAACAGCUGGCAUUGGCAGAUCUGUGCGUGGGACUGCUCAACGUCCUCACCGACAUUAUAUGGCGCAUCACGAUUUCGUGGCGGGCGGGCAACCUGGCCUGCAAGGCCAUCCGCUUCUCGCAGGUCUGCGUCACAUACUCGUCCACCUACGUGCUGGUGGCCAUGAGCAUCGACAGAUACGAUGCCAUCACACACCCCAUGAACUUCUCAAAGUCGUGGAAAAGAGCCCGUCAUCUGGUGGCAGGCGCGUGGCUCAUUUCGGCGUUGUUUUCGCUUCCCAUCCUGGUUUUGUACGAGGAGAAGCUCAUCCAAGGACAUCCGCAAUGCUGGAUUGAGUUGGGCUCACCGAUCGCCUGGCAGGUGUACAUGAGCCUGGUGUCGGCCACUCUCUUUGCCAUUCCUGCGCUGAUCAUUUCCGCCUGCUAUGCGAUCAUCGUCAAGACGAUUUGGGCCAAGGGUUCCAUUUUUGUGCCCACUGAACGCGCUGGCUUUGGAGCUGCACCUGCCAGGAGAGCCAGCUCGAGGGGCAUUAUUCCGAGGGCAAAGGUCAAAACGGUCAAGAUGACAUUGACCAUCGUGUUUGUGUUUAUAAUCUGCUGGUCGCCGUACAUCAUCUUCGAUUUGCUGCAGGUGUUUGGCCAGAUUCCCCACUCACAGACCAACAUCGCCAUCGCCACCUUCAUCCAAAGUCUCGCGCCGCUGAACUCGGCGGCCAAUCCGCUGAUCUAUUGCCUCUUCUCAUCGCAGGUCUUUCGCACUUUGAGUCGCUUUCCGCCCUUUAAGUGGUUUACCUGCUGCUGCAAAUCGUACCGCAACAACUCGCAGCAGAACCGCUGCCACACGGUUGGUCGUCGACUGCACAACAGCUGCGAUUCGAUGAGGACACUGACCACCUCGUUGACGGUCUCCCGUCGGUCCACCAACAAGACCAACGCCCGUGUGGUCAUCUGCGAACGGCCCACCAAGGUGGUCACCGUGCCAGCCAUGUCGGAGGUAUGAUAGCUGGCCCACACCAGCCGGAAGAGAUCCGCGUUCUCGAUUCAUGGUCCCACGUCCUUCAGCGACGCGGAGUUCCUUUAAAUGGCAACAAGGACAUGCUGUGAAUG
Drosophila teissieri is the source of this 1634-nucleotide messenger RNA. It is a transcript of the gene CCAP-R, whose product is annotated as cardioacceleratory peptide receptor. The record is from RefSeq and is a predicted model, not a curated record. Gene Ontology annotation, cellular component: membrane. The transcript is spliced from 6 exons. Gene Ontology annotation, molecular function: vasopressin receptor activity. Gene Ontology annotation, biological process: G protein-coupled receptor signaling pathway. Lineage: Eukaryota; Metazoa; Arthropoda; Insecta; Diptera; Drosophilidae. Bases 1 to 1527 code for a protein of 508 amino acids.